AUGCCACCUCAACUGACUGGGGCUAGAGUUGCGGGAUUAAUUGACCAAAGCACGGGUACAUGGGACUAUCAUUUGCUCACUAAUAUUUUCCAACCAGAUGAUGUGCCUAGAAUUUUGAAGCUACCAAUUUCCCGAGAUUAUGAAGACAUAUGGUAUUGGUAUGGGGAUCCCAAUGGUUGUUACUCUGUUAAAGAUGGCUACAGAUGCAUUGUUGGAGACUAUGAGAUCAAUAAUAAUGGGACCUUUAAUAAAUGGCUCACUUUAUGGAAGAUCAAAAUCCCACCUAAAUGGAAAACUUUUCUUUGGAGAGCUUUAAGUGAUAUCCUUCCCACUACUAACAAUUUGCUUAUAAAGAGGGUAGAGGUUAAUCCGAUGUGUGCCAUGUGUGGGAUCUCUAAUGAAGACACUAUGCACUCAUUAGUUUUGUACACUAAUGGAAUUAUUUACGCAGCUGCAAUCUUAUACCACAUUUGGAGAGCACGAAACGGAGCUGUUUGGGAUGCCUGUCUACCAAGGCCAAAGAAAGUUCUUGCAAUUGCUACCGCCACCAUGCAAGCAUGGCGGGCUGUCCAUCACCGAACGACCGCCCAUACGGCCGCCGAACACACUGCUCAGGCCGCCGCUGUUUCUGUCGAACACCCACUGCUGGCCGUCCACAUUGUCCACGCCGCUACAGCUCUCACCGCCGAACAGCCACCCUCACCACCGUCGUUGCAACCUCAUCAGUCCUACGUUGCAGCUACAAGGCCGAAAAAAUGCUACGUGGAUGUCGAGUAUCACCAUGGAGUGAAUUCGGCCACGGUUGGAGCAAUUCUCCUCGAUGUCGACAACCAAUAUAUUUCAGCCUUUAGCGCCCUCCUCCUGAAUUGCUUCUCCCUGCUCAUGGCCGAGGCGUUUGCAUACAGAGAAGCCUUGUCAUGGCUAAGGGCACGUGGUGAACAGACGGUACAGGUUCAUACGUACUGUCAAACUUUAUAG
Messenger RNA from Ipomoea nil (Japanese morning glory), 978 nucleotides. RefSeq lists its product as uncharacterized. Bases 1 to 978 code for a protein of 325 amino acids. Lineage: Eukaryota; Viridiplantae; Streptophyta; Magnoliopsida; Solanales; Convolvulaceae. The record is from RefSeq and is a predicted model, not a curated record. The transcript has 2 exons.